This is a messenger RNA of Nematolebias whitei (Rio pearlfish), 1561 nucleotides long. Its product is annotated as serine/arginine repetitive matrix protein 2. Lineage: Eukaryota; Metazoa; Chordata; Actinopteri; Cyprinodontiformes; Rivulidae. The record is from RefSeq and is a predicted model, not a curated record.
AUCCAGUUUGCAAGACAUGGUGACAAAGUAUCAGAAAAGAAAGAACAAAACUCAGGGGCAUUCGGACUCGGACUCAGAAGUGGAAGGUCGGGUAGAUGGGGUCAAGUCCUGGUUGUCUAAAAGCAAAUGUUCCACCAAGAACCUCUCGGAUGACGGCAGCCUGAAAAGUUCCAGAUAUGCUGUAAAUGUAGACGCAAAGGAAGGGAAAGAGUGGAAACUGUGUCAGGAGGUGAAUUCAGACGACAAAGAGGUAGAGACUAACAGGCCGGUGUCAGUCAUGAGCUCCUUAAGUUACAGAAAACAGUCCAACCUGGAUUCAUUAGGAAGCAAAGGAGAGAGCGCUGCCACAGAGAGCUCUCUGACCUUCCAGAAGUCCAAAUUCAAACCCUCUGACCUUCAUGACGAGACGUACUCUGUGAGCUGCUGGAAGACUGCCCAGGCACAGGAAGACUUCAGUGGCAGAGAAUCCGUCAUCUCUGAGGCAAACAGCAGAGCCAGGAGAGGUAUAGACAGCCGAUUGAGUCAAAUUGACAAAGAAUCCUUCGUUUCGUCCAGUCGACCUGCAACAAAUCUCAGCUUCAUCUCAGAGACGAGGCCUGGCAGCAGCUUCGGUCUAAGCCGACAGGGAUUCCAUCGAAGCACCUCACGUUUAGAAGAGGGCAGAAGUGAGCGGUUACUGUACGGCAGCAGUCCUAGCAGCCCGUGUUUUAGUCGUCGGUCAAGGAGUCGCAGUCCUGGAAGCGUUAGCCAGCCAGGUUCCCACAUGUUGCUGGGCCGCAGCAGCCGACUGAGCGACUUUGACAUUGCUGUGGAUGACAGUUGCAGCGUGGCUUUCACUGAGAGGUCAGCGUACAGUCCUCACUCAUCCACGGGUCGCAGUGUCUCCAUGCCUCCACCACAAGCUAGAUCCAUUUCUGACAAUUACUCAGUUGAUGACUCUGAUAUCAAGCCUGUCAGUCACCGCAACUACCUCGACCCUGACCUGGAGAAAGCUAUAAACGAAGUGCUGAGUUUUAAACCUAUCAAGUUUAAGCGAAAGAGCUUGGAAGACUCCAAUGACGAGGAGGAAAAAUCCCAAAGCAAUAAAGACGAGGGUAAAGCUCUGAGGGAUGGAGACCGUACUCGCCCCACUAGCAGUCUCCGGUGCCCUGAACCUGACGUGGACUGCAGGAAACCGUCCCGCAGUGCCAGCAGCUGCAGCAAGAGCAACGGCAAGAGCAAGAAGAAGAAGAAGAGAAGUCACAGCUCCGAGUCUCACAGUUCUGGUGAAAAAACACGUCGCAGAAGCAGCUCCAAAAGAAGGCACAAAAAGUCCAAGAAAAGGAAUCGGUCAUCUUCGUCUUCCUCAGAUUCUGAGUCAGACUCAGGGUCUAGCUCUGAUGCAUCUACCAUCUCAUACCGAAGUUCAAGCAGCGUAAAGAAGGCUCCAGCUAGAACUGCUUCUGACCCAGAAGAGGAGGAGGGCCAGCCCUUAAACAGGAAGGAUGAGAAAAAGAGAAAGAAGAAGGUGGACAGUUUGGUGAUGAAGUACUUGUACCGGCCUGACAGUGACUGACAGACA